Messenger RNA from Dichomitus squalens LYAD-421 SS1, 273 nucleotides. RefSeq lists its product as uncharacterized. The transcript has a single exon. NCBI's taxonomy places the organism in Eukaryota, Fungi, Basidiomycota, Agaricomycetes, Polyporales, Polyporaceae. The annotation marks the transcript as partial. The record is from RefSeq and is a predicted model, not a curated record.
GCUUUCCACCGUGCACAUGAGACGUAUCUCGUUCCGGACACACUGAAAUCUGCCUAUGGCGAGCCUGCGGUCUUACCUACUUUUUCUUGUACUACAAUCACUUACCUUUGGCAAUGCACAGGCAACCCACCCGCUGCAGCCCUCUUUGCUUCACACGGCAGAUACAAGCGCGAGGCGUAUCACGAUUCAGAGUUCGCGCCUCAUAUACUCGCCGAUAAUGGCAUCCAGGUCGUUCUGAAGGUCCGCCACCCGUACACGUUCGUUAAUGCUUAG